AUGGGCAACGAUCCGUCAGGCUACGUCACGGGCUCGGGCAAAGCACAGCUGUACACUUCUCUAGCACCUGCCGACACGGAUGAUUCGUCGACCUGGCCCAGCGGUGAGUUGAGAAACCAAAACGUCGGCACGAUCCAAGUGAACGCCCGUGGUCGGGCCGUGUGGGAAGCUGGUUCGGGACCAGGUGCUACUGCCGACGGGAAGUUCCCGUGCUCUGAUAUCGCGGGCAAGAUCUACGGCGGCGAGGUCGUCCCCGUGGGUGACUCGGACACCAUCAGCUGGAUUGCCGGGCGCGGUGACGGGCCGAAGAUCUUGGUUUGGUAA
Molecule: messenger RNA, 324 nt
Organism: Cladophialophora carrionii CBS 160.54
Lineage: Eukaryota; Fungi; Ascomycota; Eurotiomycetes; Chaetothyriales; Herpotrichiellaceae
Exons: 1
Coding region: 1-324 (107 amino acids)
Source: RefSeq, a predicted model, not a curated record